Molecule: messenger RNA, 198 nt
Organism: Acytostelium subglobosum LB1
Lineage: Eukaryota; Evosea; Eumycetozoa; Acytosteliales; Acytosteliaceae
Exons: 1
Coding region: 1-198 (65 amino acids)
Source: RefSeq, a predicted model, not a curated record
AUGGUAGGUGUCCUUGCCGACGUCGUCGAGGUCGUUGUGCUUGCCACCGGCACGGAUGCACUUCUGACUGUUGGCGGCACGCUUCAGCUUGGCCUGCUCGCUGCGGGGGUCAGCCUGUCCGAGGAAGAUUGGCUUGAACUGAUUCAUACCAGCGUUGGCAAACAACAACGUUGGGUCAUCAUGUGGCACCACCUGUGA